GAAUUUCUUGAUUCGCAAUUGCUCUGCGGGUUGAGUACCCGCAAGUGCACGAAAUCGUGGUGCCUGUCGGAAUUUGGUGUGUUAGAGGCUUUGCAUCGCAUUCGACAUGUAAACAAUAGUCAAUGCGAUGUAUGAUACUUAUGUAGUCCGUCACACUUACAAAAUUGCGUACAGUUUAAGGUGGCAUGGAUCUCAUUCCCGUAAAAAUAAAAGUUCAUCAAGAAAUUUACCAUCAUAGUUAGUAAAUACGGCAUAAUGACGAAUUCUGCGUUACUUAACUAAUGUUUUAAAAUUUAUUAUACCUUGAGACAGUGUCGGCUGAGGAGAAUCACGAGAAUGAUCAAAGAAAAAUACGGCGAUUCGGACACAGCUACUAGUCCGGUCAUUCUCGAUUUAGAGAAUUGGAUGUCAGACCUUCCAGAAGAGUUGCAAAAUUUGCCGAUAAUAUGUCUGGCAAUACCAGGUACUCAUGACUCCGGAAGCAGCUCUAUUACUCGAAUGUCACCCAUUGCCCCGGAUUCAGGACCCCUUGUGCGGAGAUUGGGGAAGAUAUUUGGACCAAUUGUUAAAUUCCUGGUUUAUAACUGGGUUGUCACUCAGCAAACCUCUCUUACUGAACAACUGAAAUAUGGUAUCAGGUAUUUUGAUUUGCGAGUUGCAACAAAAAAGAACUGUAAGGAACUUUACUUUGUACAUGGUUUGUACGGCAGUGAGAUAAGUUCGCUGUUACAAGAAGUGCGUGCAUUUCUUGACACACAUCAAGGAGAAGUGGUGAUUCUUGACUUCCAACAUUUUUAUAAUUUCUCAAUUGAAGAUCAUAGUCAGCUUGUAUCACUUUUGGAUUGUGUCUUUAAUGGCAUGAUCUGUCCAGCUAUUAGUGAUGUGAAAAGUAUUAGUCUUUCUUGGAUGAUAGAGAAAGGGUUCCAAGUGAUUGUAAUAUACAGGGAUGCUGCAGGGCAAGGGUUUUGGCCAGCGCGGCGCUGGCCUACUCCCUGGCCAGAUACGACAUCCCCACAGAAGAUGCUUACCUUCCUCACAGAGACACUGAAUCGUCGUCCAGCAGGGUCUGGGUUUGUUAGUCAGUGUGUACUUACACCUAAUAUAAAGUUUGUACUGUGUAAUCCAUUAUCCACGUUGAAGAAAACGUGUGGUGAACCGUGCAACCGAGCUGUACUGCCUUGGAUAGAAAAACAGUGCCCUGGUCCUGCUGGAAUCAAUGUCAUAAUAGCUGACUUCGUACACACCAAAGGUUUCCCAUUCACAGAGACAGUUAUCCUGCUUAACCUCAGACUGUUGCGAAAUAAUCGAGAAUCUGAGAAGACCAACUACGAAAUGGAAAUUUAUAGCUCAGAAAAUUAAUAUUGCAGACAUGUGGGACAGCCGAAGUCAAGCACACAAAGAACUUUAAGGUAUAGCGUAUAUACUUGUCUGCCCCUAUAGAUAGAACUAAUAUUUAUCUUGAAAAGAAGCCACUGAUAUGCAAAAAAAUGGCUUUUCUUGAUCUUCGUAUGUAAAUAAGCACAAAUAAAGGUAUUAAUCUUCA
Molecule: messenger RNA, 1543 nt
Organism: Schistocerca piceifrons (Central American locust)
Lineage: Eukaryota; Metazoa; Arthropoda; Insecta; Orthoptera; Acrididae
Product: PI-PLC X domain-containing protein 3
Exons: 3
Coding region: 337-1359 (340 amino acids)
Biological process (GO): lipid metabolic process
Molecular function (GO): phosphoric diester hydrolase activity
Source: RefSeq, a predicted model, not a curated record